AUGUUUCCAAGAAACCACGAAAUAGUGAAGUUCUCUGACCUUGACUCAGAUGUUCAGGAGCUCAUCAGAACAGCUGUUUCUUAUAGGCAGAAAGCUCACUGCCCAUACAGUAAAUUUCCAGUAGGAGCAGCGUUGAAGUGUGAUGACGACUCUGUGUUCGGUGGUUGUAAUGUUGAAAACGCCGCAUAUGGUUCCAGUAUAUGUGCUGAACGCACUGCAAUUGUGAAAGCCGUAAGUGAAGGCAAAAAGCUGUUCAAGCAUUUUGCGAUAACGGGAGAUGUAACUCAGGGAUUUAUAUCGCCCUGUGGCUCAUGUCGUCAAGUGAUGGUUGAAUUUGGAACAGACGUGAAAGUCUAUCUGGCAAAGCCAGAUUUUUCAGAUGUUCUAGUGACAGAUAUGGACACUAUAUUGCCUCUAGCGUUCAUUCCACUGUCAAUGCCUAAGUGA
Schistocerca cancellata (South American locust) is the source of this 447-nucleotide messenger RNA. RefSeq names its product cytidine deaminase-like. Gene Ontology annotation, cellular component: cytosol. Gene Ontology annotation, molecular function: zinc ion binding; cytidine deaminase activity. The record is from RefSeq and is a predicted model, not a curated record. Bases 1 to 447 code for a protein of 148 amino acids. The transcript is spliced from 2 exons. NCBI's taxonomy places the organism in Eukaryota, Metazoa, Arthropoda, Insecta, Orthoptera, Acrididae.